This is a messenger RNA of Mytilus trossulus (common blue mussel), 5500 nucleotides long. RefSeq names its product ubiquitin carboxyl-terminal hydrolase 15-like. Gene Ontology annotation, molecular function: cysteine-type deubiquitinase activity. The transcript is spliced from 21 exons. Lineage: Eukaryota; Metazoa; Mollusca; Bivalvia; Mytilida; Mytilidae. Gene Ontology annotation, biological process: protein deubiquitination. The coding region runs from base 53 to 2824 and encodes 923 amino acids. The record is from RefSeq and is a predicted model, not a curated record.
UCAAAAUCAUUGUAACAUUUGACAAAUUCUUCGCGAUUCUGUCAUUUCUAAAAUGGCUGAAGGUGGUGUUACGGAUUCUUCUGCCCAAUCUGCAAUUUCAAAUGCCAACGCACAGCUAGAGAAUCAAAAGUCUCAGUUAAAGGAACUUUUGAAGAAGCCGCUGAAACGAGACGAUAAAUGGUUUUUAUUGGAUACUAAAUGGUUUAAACAAUGGAAAAAGUAUGUUGGAUAUGAAAGCUGGGAUGCCUUCAAUGUUGGACAGUCCGAAGCCAAUCCAGGACCAGUUGAUAAUUCUCCAUUGGUUGAAGAAGGGAAGUUGAAAGAGCACCUGAUAGAUGAACUAGACUAUCAACUUGUCCCUGAAGAAGCCUGGGGUAAAAUCAUGUCUUGGUAUGGCAUGAUUGAAGGGCAGACACCAGUAGAAAGGAAAGUAAUAGAACAAGGAAUGUUUGUUAAACACUGUAAAGUAGAAGUCUAUAUGCUGGAUGUCAAAAUGUGUGAAAAUUCUAAUUUGGAAAAAAUAAUCAACAAAUCAAUGAGCAGAGCUGAUACAAUUGAGGAUUUAGAAAAAGAAAUGAGAAAGACCUUUGAAAUUGCUGAAGAUAAAGAAGUACGACUGUGGUACAAGUACAUGAGUAAUACCUAUGAACACCUUAGUAAAAAAGAAAGUACAUUGCAAGAUGCUGCCUUGUAUUCUGGACAGGUUAUAGUCAUAGAACAAAAAAAUGAAGAUGGAACAUGGCCCAGACAAGCUAAAAGUACAAACAGUUACAACAGUGGUUCAUAUACUUCUACAAGGUCCAGUUCCAGUGGCUAUGAUUCUGGUUAUGGUGGUUCAUCCUAUGGUUACUAUGGAUAUGACCAAGGCAGGGGUGGCAGUGUAGCACCGGGACUUUGUGGUCUGUCUAACUUGGGAAAUACCUGCUUUAUGAGUGCAGCUAUUCAGUGUAUGAGUAAUGUUCCAAAGUUGACAGAAUACCUGUUGAGUGACAGAUGGAUUAGUGAGGUGAAUGAGAGUAAUCCUCUUGGAAUGGGAGGAGAAAUAGCAAAGUCAUAUGCAGAACUUAUCAAGGUCAUGUGGUCUGGAAAGUAUAGUCAUACUGUUCCUCGUAACUUCAAAGUUGCUGUAGGAAGAUUUGCUCCACAGUUUUCUGGAUACCAGCAACAAGACUCACAAGAAUUGCUGGCUUUCCUACUGGAUGGUCUACAUGAAGAUCUGAACCGAAUCCAUAAAAAACCAUAUAUAGAACAGAAAGAUGUAGAUGAUCGGCCUGAUGAGCUCGUAGCCAUGGAAUCCUGGGAAAACUACAGGAAGAGGAACGAUUCUGUGAUUGUUGACACUUUCCAUGGAUUGUUGAAAUCCACUGUUCACUGUCCUGAAUGUGAUAAAAUAUCUGUGACAUUUGAUCCUUUUUGUUAUCUUUCUCUACCACUCCCAGUCAAAAAGGAGAGACAAUUGGAAAUAUUCUGGGUUCCACUUAGUCCGGAAAAGAAACCUGUUCAGUUUAAAUUGAUAGUGCCAAAAAUGGGAAGCGUUUUAGACAUGUGUAAAAUAUUGUCAGAAAAAGUAGGAGUAGAACAUUCAAAGAUGGCAGUCACAGAUGUUUAUAACCAUAGAUUCCACAAAGUGUUCAAUCCGGAAGAAAGCCUUAGCUAUAUUCUAGACAGGGAUGAUAUAUUUAUAUAUGAAGUACCAGUUUCAACAAAUGAUGAUCCUGACACAGUCAUUGUUCCUAUAUAUAUGAGGGAGAAAAAAAGUAGAAACAGUUACCACAGUGGUUCAUUUCAGCUCUUUGGUCAACCAUUACUGCUGCCAGUAUCUAAGAAAAAUUGUACAUAUGAAUCUUUUUACAACACCUUACUUCACAGAAUAUCACGUUACGUGAAGAUGCCUGCUGAAGAUGAUAAAUGGUGGUUAGUAGAGAAAGAUGGAAAGAUGACUAAUGGUACCAGUGAAGAUGAGAAAGAUUCGGAUGAAGACAAGAAAGAUGAUGAUACACAGAUGGAUACAUCAAGUGAUACCAAAGAAAAUCUCACCAAUGGAGAUAUAAAUGGUGAAGUGAAUGGACAUGAUAAGACUGAAAAGACAUCACCUUUAAUGUGUAAAUUUACUUUGGUAAAUUCUUAUGGCAGUACAGAAUUAGGAUGUAAAAUGGCUCAAGAUGGACAGCCUCUCAAACUAAGUCAUAGGACUUAUGUAGCUGUAGAUUGGAAUCCGUUGGCCCAGGAAAAGUUUUAUGAUGACAAAGCUGCGGAGGACUUUGAACAAGAUGACAGUAUUAAUCACAAACCUCAAAAGAAGCAAGUGAUUCAACUAGGAGAUUGUCUGGAUUUGUUUACCAAAGAGGAACAACUAGGGGAAAAUGAUUUAUGGUAUUGUCCCAGGUGUAAGAAACAUCAACAAGCAACCAAGAAAUUUGACUUAUGGUCUUUACCAGAUGUUCUAAUCAUUCACCUUAAGAGAUUCUCCUACAACAGAUACUUCAGAGAUAAGAUAGAUGUUAUGGUGGAAUGUCCUCCAAGAGGAUUAAACAUGAACAAAUACAUGAUAAACAACAACCAUGGAGCUGCUAAAUAUGACCUGAUAGCUGUAUCUAACCAUUAUGGAGGCCUAGGAGGGGGACAUUACACAGCCUAUGGUAAAAACAAAGAGAAUAGUGAAUGGUAUUACUUUGAUGAUUCUAGUGUGUCCUCGUCAUCAGAAGAUGAUGCUGUUUCCAAGGCAGCUUAUGUAGUAGUGUAUCAGAAACAGACUCAGUGUCAGCCUAAUUCUAAGUCAAGUACUACCACAAUGAAUGGUCAGUGUGAACAGAUGGAAACAUAAUGUUAUCUGAAAACUUAGUUUUCCACAAUUGUCAGUUAUAUGACAUACAGGAAGUAGAAUCUACAAGCUGAUGUGAUAAAGAACUUUUGUAUUUGUUGUUACAAGACAGUCAUCUAAGAUCUUUCUGAUUUACUUGUCUUUUUAGUUUUCCAAAGAGGAGAGCAAAAAUGAAAACAGUGUACUAAACCAAAAAUAUAAGGCAUUGGGAAAUUUGUCUUUUUAUGAAAUUUGCCAACCCUGUUUAAUAGUCCUAGAUUUUAUAACUAUUAUAAAACUAAUUAGGAUGUGAGCAGAAAUGAUGUAUGAGUUGAUCAUUUUUUUUGACAAAUUUGUAUAUUCACAUUAUUGCUAGGAUAUUUUGAAAAGUUCACACAUCAUUUGAUUUAGCCAAUGUUCAGCCAUUUAAAAUAUGUCAGGGAAAUCAAAAGGACUAUAUUUACAAUCUGUUGUUUACAUAAAUGGAAACGGUAGAUUAAAUUACUGUCUUUAAAAUUAUUAUGGUGUAAACACAAUAUAAAUGACAUGAAAUUCCUAGAUGUAUAGACAACCUGCUAUGAAUAAUAUGGAAUGAACACAAAGUAUAGCUAUCUUCAGUGUUGAUAGAAGAUUUUUUUAUUCAGAUUUAUAGCUCUAUAUACAUAUACUGAAAAAUAAACAUGUAUUAAAACAGCAUAGAUUUUGAAAUUGUAUAUACAUUUGUAUGCCAUAUACAUUAAAGUGCUAAAAUUUAUAUAAGAUAUAAAUCAUUAAAACCACUAACUGUAGUAAAAUGAUAAUUUUCAUUUUGUAAAUUUAAAAGUGUAUCCAGCAUGUUGAGGGGAGAUAAUAGCUAGCAUGAUGCAUCUUUGUAUGCUAUGCCACAAUUAAUAUAUAUUUUUUUUUAAUUCCAAUAUAUUUAAGGAUAUAUAUUUCAACAUGAUAAUGUAAUAUAAUAUAUUAAAAUAACCAUUUUCUAUGGUUCUACAGUUUGCUAGAAUUUGAUGACAUCAGCAAUAAUUAUUUAGAUGUCAAAUUGAUUCAUUGAAAUUAAGAAAAAAUAUGAACAUAUAUCUUAUUCAGCUAUUAUUCUCUAUUUGAAAGUCUGCAAUGUGUAUUGUUUUUAGAAAUCAUUUGUUUGUUUGCCAUCAUUGUAUGUUUUAAUUAAAUUACACUGUAAUAGUAUAUAUGUUUAUUUUCUGUUUGGUAUCAGAUGCAACAGUGGAGUGUAAAUAGAAAAAGGAAUGUUCAUGUGUUUAUACAUUUAUGUUCAAUGAUGUGUCCAUAUUUUUGUGACUAUAAUAAUAAAAAAUAAUGAUGAACAGUAGGGUAAAAGUAUAAUGCAGUUUCAUGUUUUGGCAAAGAUAAGACCCUUCAAAUAACAGAAGAAAUAUAGAAAAUCAUCAAAAGUUGGAAGUUUUUGGUCUGUGAAUUUUUAGAUAAACCUUAAAAAUGAUUCAAAAAUACACUUUGCCAAAGCUAUUCUCCAGUAGGAAAAUAUAUAAAAACUCCUGCCUUAGUUCAGUGCACAAAAUUGCAGUUUAAAACUUUAUAGACCCAAAAAAUCCAGGUGAUUGUAAUAAGCUGUAUAAUUUCCAAAUUAUCCUGUCCUAUUUUAUACCCAAGUAAACUAUGGCAUAAAAUUGGAUUUUUUCUUUCUUUAUUAACUUGUUGGAAAACAAGAGUUUAUCAUUCUGUUUGCCGUUUAAAGCAGAGCACACAAUAUAGGGCUUUAAAAUGUAAAACAAAAUCCUAGUUAACACCAUAUUUGUGUACUUAAUGAACAUUCAUAUUGAAAAAAUAUGUAAAAACAUUGCUUGCUUUGGAAUGGAACAAUGUAAUUUUCAUGGCACAAACUAUUUUAUUAAUUAUUGAUCCUUACAAAUAUUUCUGAAUAAAUCACAUUUUUGAAUUUCACAAAACUUAAUUAUAUAUCUCUUCUUUAUAAUUGAAUAACUGGGGUAAAAGCUCUGAUAUCUUUAUCAAUAUGGGUUUUGUAUUAUGUAUAAAUGGUGAAGAAGUUAUGAAUGAUAAUUUAUGAUGUAUGAAUGUGUUUGUAUUACAAUUUUAAUGGUUUUUUCCUUGCAAGUAAAAGUUUGCAAUAAUUGUCAGACUUGUCCAGUAGUGAGUGCUCUAUGUUUUUUACUGAAACAAAAGUUUAUGAACCAAACCUGUAAUUUAUUCAGAGUAAGAACUAGGACGUACUUAGGCCCAGGACAGUUAUAAUAAUAGUUGUAAAAUGUAUUUUAGCAUCACAUCCUAUAAAACCAUCCUUUGUUUAAUUAGAUUUGAUGGUGUCUUGCACCAAAAAGAACUAAAUUAUUAUUGCAAGAAUAUGACAACAUCAAUAAAGAGAUAAUAAUUAAGUCCAUUGACACUCGAAAAAGAUGAUAAUGUUCUGAUUACAAAUCUGUUAACACACAAAUACCAUGAAAAUAUCUGUACAUUUUUUAUACACAUAUGAAUACCUUUGUAACACAAUGAUAUUUGACAAAUACCUGAGGAAAAAUAUAUGGAGUUCAAAAUAAAUUGACCACAGUGAAAGGAUUAAACAUUUAUUUUAUUUGAAAUAAAAUAUCAGUCUGGUCAAGUCUGACAAUAUACAGUUUUGUUUUUUGUUUGUAAAACCUUUUGUAUGUUACAGUGCUUUCACUCUUCUAUUGACCAAGUAAUGUCUAAAUAAACUUGUACACAGUUUGA